UCCCAUUUCUCUACCAAACUUCUCUCUCUCUCUCUUUCUCUACAAUGGCCACUCCAACGUUUCUCCUCAAGGACGAGCUCGACAUCGUCAUACCCACGAUUCGAAACCUCGAUUUCCUCGAGAUGUGGAGGCCUUACUUUCAGCCCUACCAUCUAAUCAUUGUCCAGGACGGUGACCCUUCGAAGACCAUCAAGGUCCCUGAUGGGUUCGAUUACGAGCUCUAUAAUCGUAACGAUAUUAACAGGAUUUUGGGUCCUAAGGCAUCUUGCAUUUCCUUCAAGGACUCUGCUUGUCGCUGCUUUGGGUAUAUGGUUUCUAAGAAGAAGUAUAUCUUCACCAUUGACGAUGAUUGCUUUAUUGUUAAAGUAACCAUAAUCCUGACUUUAGACAGCAAUAAAAUACUUUAGUUAAUGGCCAAUUCUCACGAUAGAGACUUCUAAUAUCAAAAAGGUAUAAAUUGGAUUCUUGCUCUUGCGUAUGAACUGUCAAAAAAGAUUAAAAGUAACAACCAUUUCUCCAGUUGGAAAAUCACUACUAGAUCCUACAUCACAAGUAUAAUUA
Molecule: messenger RNA, 561 nt
Organism: Camellia sinensis
Lineage: Eukaryota; Viridiplantae; Streptophyta; Magnoliopsida; Ericales; Theaceae
Source: RefSeq, a predicted model, not a curated record